Nasonia vitripennis (jewel wasp) is the source of this 2159-nucleotide messenger RNA. RefSeq names its product calcineurin B homologous protein 1 (gene elm). The record is from RefSeq and is a predicted model, not a curated record. The coding region runs from base 1097 to 1666 and encodes 189 amino acids. NCBI's taxonomy places the organism in Eukaryota, Metazoa, Arthropoda, Insecta, Hymenoptera, Pteromalidae. Gene Ontology annotation, molecular function: calcium ion binding. The transcript has 4 exons.
UGACAUUGCUGUGAAAAGCCUUUGUCCAUUAUGAGCUGGGUGUGCUUGUGGCUGAGGCAGUCUUGGCUGUUGCCAAAACAUAGAUGCGUAUUCUAAUCCGGGCACUUCGUCCUCACUCGGUUCAUGACUGUCCCUAUCUCUAUCUUUGUCAUUACUGUACCAGGAUUCAUUUCCCUCUUUGCCCUUCCUGCUGCUUCGUUUUUUACUCCUCCUGGGUUGAUUGGCAAACACAGAUUCAUUUGGAUUUCUCGAAUUCGACGAUCUGACAUGAAAAUGCGUUUAGAAUCGUAACUGGAAUUUUUUAAGUCGUAACAAGUGAUAUACCCACCUCUUGUUCAUGUUAGCUGGAAUCUAACGUGAUUCCUUAGGCACUUAAAGGUUACGUUCGGUGGGACACUGUACAAAUUAAUUAGGACAUUAGGAUGAAAAAUCACGAAAACUUUGACCCUGAAUGAAAUCAAGUUUCACCGUUUAAUCUGCGAAUUCAUUAGACGUCACAGAUGACCAUCAUGGGCGCCGCCAUUAUGUCUUGUUUAAAUCCCCGCACUAUAGCGGGUAACAAUCGAACUUCUGAGAUAUUCAAACUUGACAAAUAAAUGCGAAAAAUUGCACAAAAUACUUGCGUUUAAUGGAGCAAUUUUUCGCGCUCGGUACCAUUGGGGCCCCCCUUUUGCUAUUAUAUAAUUCAGUAUGAGCUAGCUACUCAGUCAUAGCCGCGUUUUUCAACUUUUUUUUAUCAACUUAACGUCGAUCGCAACGUCGAGGCGGAAAAGGCGACCCCGAUAUAUAUCGAGUUCGUUCUUCGACCUAACCUAUAAACCAUUGUUGUGUUGUAAGCCACCUACGCACAUCUCAUAAGUAGGUGCAUAUAUCUGCUGUUAUCCAUUGUAUUGUGGGGGUUGGACGUAUUGGACGUCGUUGUGCGCUUGUGCCAAUGACAGUACAAUCUAAGUAGUUCGAUGCUCUUUAACCAAACUCCUUGAAGAAGUCGAAGAACUGAUAUGGAUAAACCCUGUUAAUCGGCGCUUCAAUCAGGGCUGAUAAAAAGUGAAGCCUUAUUUCCAUUCGUGCUCAAUAGUCGUCCAUAUAAAUCAAAAUGGGGAACCGUUCUAGCCUACUUUUACGUGAGGAGGAAAUUGCUCAAAUACAAGAAGCUACUGGAUUUACUCCCAAUCAAAUAGAACGACUGUACAGUCGCUUUACCAGCUUAGAUCGUGGAGAUUGCGGUACUCUCAGCAGAGAAGAUUUUUUGAGGAUUCCUGAAUUGGCUAUAAAUCCUCUUGGAGACAGGAUUGUUAAUGCAUUUUUUGAAGAAAGCAGUAGUGAUAGAGUCAAUUUUCUUCAAUUUAUGCAAGUCCUUGCACACUUUAGACCUAUCAAGAAGAAUGUUCCAAACACUUUGAAUUCCAGAGAAGAAAAACUAAGAUUUGCCUUUAAAAUGUAUGAUUUGGACAAUGAUGAUAUGAUAUCUAAAGAUGAACUCUUGGCCAUAUUGCACAUGAUGGUUGGUGCUAAUAUAAGUGAAGAGCAGCUUUCAAGUAUAGCAGAACGAACACUUUCUGAAGCUGAUGUUGAUGGCGAUAACAUGAUUAAUUUUGAUGAAUUUUGCAAAGCACUAGAGCGAACUGAUGUUGAACAAAAAAUGUCAAUAAGGUUUCUUAGUUAAAUUUGUGAUUCUUCUAUAAGAUAGCACAAAAUCUAAUAUUUAAUAUAGCCUGACAUAAAUUAUGGGAGUGGGAAAUAUUUUUGACUUUUGAAGCAGCUAAUAUUUAUUUUGGUGUUGAGCAUUAAAAAUGUAAAAACAGUUUGUAUUAUAUUUAGAGAUAGAAACUGUGCAUAAUGUAUAUUUUCUACUAGAAUUUGAAUUUUUUUUAAUUUUAAUUUUAAAUAAUCAGCGCGCAAAUAUUUUACAUAUAAUUAUAUGGGUUUUGUAAUACUACAAGCGUGCUGUUAGUAUUUAUUUUUUAAAAAACAACUCUACACUUUUAGCAAAAUAUGCUACUAGAACAGUGCCUAUGUUCUCUAGCAAUUUUUGUUGUACUUAUGUAUGUACAUGUACAAUAUACUCAAAAUUGUAAAAUUAUGCAAUUAAAUUACUUGUAGAUAUACAAUUUCUAUUUGUAUUUAAUCUUUUCUCAAAUAAAAACAAAUCAACAUAA